AUGAUGUCGAGCUUCUUGCUGUUCCAAGUGACAGUCAUAUCCGCCUGGUUGCUAAUACUCUUUAUCAUCGACCGCAACCGCAAGAAAGGGACUAUACCUACCGUCAGACGGUGGCCAGCGCUGUUCCCGGAAUUCCUAGACCGACUGAGCUACAAUGACAAUGCCGCGCAGCUUGUGAAGGAGGGGUAUCGGAAGCACAAGGACCGACCGUUUAGGCUUCUGAAAAUGGACAUGGACCUGAUUGUCAUUCCCUUGAAAUAUGCUUCAGAACUACGCUCCAUCACAAGCGACAAGCUGGACCCCCUGACAGCAAGCUUCGACGACAAUGCUGGCAAUCUCACCGGCAUAUUGCUCGGGAGCGAACUCCAUUCAGAUGUCAUACACCGGUGCUUGACACCAGGACUUCCGCGAAUAAUUCCGGUGAUUGUGGACGAGCUUGGACAUGCGUUCGACCAAUUAUUGCCCCAGUGCGAGGGCGCAUGGGUUCCGGUCAGCCCGUACGACAUGGUACUUGAUCUCUCGACUCGCGCUGCAGCCAGGGUCUUCGUUGGAGAGCCCAUUUGCCGAGAUGAAAUUUUCCUCGAAACCUCCGCCUCUUUCAGCCGAAAUACGUUCGACACAAUUGCCACCUUCCGCAAUCUCGGCAAGACCAUUGGUUCCAUGUUUGGAGCCUUGGUUCCCAGCGUCAGGCAUGCGCGUGAGCAGCUGUUGUACGUCCAGCAGCUUCUCGGCUCAGAGGUAGAGAGAAGGCGAGCGUGCCCUGACGAGAAACACGACGACUUUCUCCAAUGGUGCAUGGAUUUGGCACGGAACAAGGAAGAAGCGAAGCCAGAAGCCUUAGCACACCGCACGCUCGGGAUUUUGAGCAUGGCUGUCGUCCACACAACUGCCAUGGCUACCACUCACAUGCUUCUCGACCUGAUGGCCAACCCCGAGCUGCGAGAGUCUGUCAGAAGAGAGCAGGAAGAGGUCUUAACAACGGGUUGGGCGGGAAUCAGUCAGAAGGCUAUGCUUGAUAUGAGCCUUCUGGAUAGUCUAAUGAGAGAGUCGCAGCGCUUCAAUCCAGUGGGCGAAUUCACCUUCAGGCGCGUUGUCAGGAAACCAAUUUCAUUGUCAGAUGGUUACCAGCUGCAACCGGGGCAACAGAUUGCUCUGCCAGCGAAGAAUAUCAACAUGGAUGACGCCAUCAUAAGUGAUGCUGAAUUCUUCUAUCCAUCUCGAUGGACGCAUCAAAAGCAGGCAUCCGCGUCAUUCGCACACAGUAGCUCAACUAACUUGCACUUUGGGCUAGGGCGAUAUGCCUGUCCGGGACGCUUCUUCGCCUCGUACGUGAUCAAAGCGAUCACAAGUCGAAUCCUGCUCGAAUAUGACUUCAAACUUCAAUGCGGUCCCAACACUUCCCGUCCGCCAAAUAUCAUUCAAGGCGACAAGAUCCUUCCUAACCGGGACGUAAUUGUCCUCUUCCGUCGCCGCGGCACUUAG
Aspergillus viridinutans is the source of this 1482-nucleotide messenger RNA. Its product is annotated as cytochrome P450. The transcript has 6 exons. Bases 1 to 1482 code for a protein of 493 amino acids. NCBI's taxonomy places the organism in Eukaryota, Fungi, Ascomycota, Eurotiomycetes, Eurotiales, Aspergillaceae. The record is from RefSeq and is a predicted model, not a curated record. Gene Ontology annotation, molecular function: monooxygenase activity; iron ion binding; oxidoreductase activity, acting on paired donors, with incorporation or reduction of molecular oxygen.